Aedes albopictus (Asian tiger mosquito) is the source of this 2766-nucleotide messenger RNA. RefSeq names its product mitogen-activated protein kinase kinase kinase 7 (gene Tak1). The record is from RefSeq and is a predicted model, not a curated record. Gene Ontology annotation, biological process: protein phosphorylation; JNK cascade; immune response. The transcript has 8 exons. Gene Ontology annotation, molecular function: ATP binding; magnesium ion binding; MAP kinase kinase kinase activity. Bases 304 to 2472 code for a protein of 722 amino acids. Lineage: Eukaryota; Metazoa; Arthropoda; Insecta; Diptera; Culicidae.
AAAGCGAAAAAAAUUGAAGAACGUCAAGUGAAUACACAAUCUUCUGGUGUGCUGAUAGAAUUUUAGUUUUAUUAUUGUAAAUAAUGUAUUUUAUUUCGCUUUGAAGUGUGAUUUUACACCGGUUCCUAGUAAAUUUAUUGCUAUCGUAGUUUUUAAGCAGCACAAAGUGAAUAAAAGCAAAUACAAAUACAAAUAGCAUUUAUCCGGCCGAUGAUUUGAGCUGGUUUGUUUUGGUUUUCCAAGUGCUCUUCAAGUCAACAUCAUCCCGGUGAUCUAGUCAGAUAAUUCCGGUUCCUGAUUCCUAUGGCAGUUCAAAGGACAAGCAUGACCGACUCUCUUCCAGCGUUUGUGACUGAAAUCGACAUAAAUGAAAUCGAAACUUUAGGGACUGUAGGGAAAGGAUCAUUCGGAACGGUCAUUAGAGGCAGAUGGAAAAAUAACUUCGUUGCCGUGAAGCUUAUUGAAUUCGAGGCCGAUCGGGAUGCAUUUAUCACAGAAGUUUGUCAACUUUCGCGGGUGGCUCAUCCGAAUAUUAUUGGUCUGUUUGGAGCAUGUACUAGACGGCCGAAUGUAUGCCUGGUGAUGGAAUAUGCCGAUGGAGGAUCACUGCACACAGCCCUGCAUUGUCGACCGAAGCCACACUAUACGGCUGCACAUGCAAUGAGCUGGGCGAGACAGUGCGCUGAGGGCGUUGCAUAUCUACACGACAUGACUCCGAAAGCAAUGAUUCAUCGGGACUUGAAGCCACCUAAUUUGCUGCUAGUCAAAAAUGGAACAGUGCUCAAAAUAUGCGACUUUGGCACUGUAACGGAUAAGUCCACCAGAAUGACCAACAACAAGGGAAGCGCCGCCUGGAUGGCACCGGAAGUGUUCGAAGGGUCAACCUACACGGAAAAGUGCGACGUGUUCAGCUGGGGCAUCAUUCUGUGGGAAGUGAUCGCUCGGGAGCAACCGUUCAAAAAUAUGGAAAACCCGUACGCCAUCAUGUGGAAAGUCCACCAGGGAAGUAGGCCUCCGCUGAUCGAAGGCUGUCCGAAACCCAUCGAGCAGCUCAUAAUUAACUGUUGGAACCAAGAGCCCAAGAAUAGACCCUCAAUGCAGGAAGUGGUUGAUCAGAUGAAUCAACUGUGCAAGUUCUUCCCAGGGGAAUACGAACCGAUAGAGUAUCCGAAUGAAGCUGACGAUGACGAGGAAUCUUCAUACACUCACGACGAUAGCACCCUGGACACAAACCAUCAUGGCACGGGUUCAAGCUCCAACUCUACGUACUACGGAAGAAAUCAUGGCACGAUAACGUCUAAUAACGCCACCAACACCAGCACGCCGGUUGCAACGAGCACUAAUUUAUCGCGCUUCACUGGCUACCGCACGAAUGACUAUCGCAGUCCGGCGAGGAAUACCUACUCCAGGGGUUCCGACUAUGGACGGUAUUCAAUCAGCAAUGAUACCCUUGGGAGCAGUCACUAUUCGAGAAACGCUCGCCCAUCGAUGGUAGGUUACGUGGCGCCAGAUUAUAACUAUCGGAGCACAGCGCUUCGACGGAACCGAGGCAGAUCACCUCCUCCGCAUGCUGCCGAACCUAUCAGCAAUGAUGUUACGCCCGUGCCUUACCGAAUGAAUAACCAGCUCAGUGUUGCCAUUGAUCCGUCUAUGACGUGGAAAGACGCUAAUACAGGAGAGCCUUUACGAGACCUAGUAGAAAACUCAUCAAACAACCAAGGCACAGAGAGACUGGUCGUAACCAGAAGAAACAAUGUACCGAUCGAUAACAAUUUGCCGUGCUCUACAGCGGCAGCGGCAACCACCAUAGCUCCCAGCAAGCUAAGCGCUGGCAAUGCAAACUUCAGCACCUCUAGUCAUAUAGCCAACACCUCCGGAGGCGUCAACAUCAACAGUGUGGAUGCCGUGGCCGCUGGCAUAAAUCGUCCAGUGUCGACGUCAUCCAGCGCGGAAACGUCUCUGGACUACAAAUCACUCAACAGCAUUUUGGACGACAAUCUACGACCGUUGGCGCCCAUACCGGGAAAUUCGCGAUCGGAGCAAAUUCACGACGAGCAUGAGAAACUUGUGCAGGAGUAUUGGGAGAUCCAAACACAAAUUGGUAUUAGUCAGGCUCUUCGUGAUAACCUUCAAGCGAAUAUGCCAGCAGAAGAACUUCGGUUAAAAAAGGAAUACUUAAAAAAGCUAGAAGAAAAGGAAGCAUUGAUGAAAUUCAAAGCCUCCCUUCAACAACAGCUGGACGACCGACGGCGAAUGGCUUGCAACGCUCAAGUUCACACUCCUUCCGUGGUACGGCUCCAGCAGAAUCAGCAUCAGCAAUCUGUACCCGGUAGCACGGUUGCUGGAUCACCAACUAGACCCUUCCAAAGACAAGACUCUGCCAACGACUCCACUUGGGUGCUGGUCAACCGGACAGACAUUGACCACGAUCCGACGCAACCGGAGGCCCCCGGUGGAAACAAUCCCAGUUGAACCAUUUCCGAGUCUCUACAUUGCCAGGAAGAAUGCAUAAUUGUGAUCAAUGCACGGACAGCGUGUGCUGCCUUAUGGGUGGGCUGAGUUGUUCUACAAGACGAGUGCCAAAAACAAACAGGAAUAUGUUUUCCUUAUCAUUCGAAACGAAUUCAAACUCAAGUGAUGUCAAACGUUAUGUUUGAAUAAUGUUACUUAUAAAACUUACUACAUAUUUAUCGAAUUUUAAACAACGAUACCAUUUAUUUAGAUUUUAAUAAGUUUGAAUAAAAGAUGUGCUGAAAUACGACCAAA